AUGGUUGGCCGUAAGCACGGGCAUGAGGGUAUUGUCAGGCUGCUUCUUGAGAACGGAGUGACGACUGAGACACAGAAAAACACAGACGAGACACCGCUAUUUUGGGCCGCAAAGAACGGGCAUGAUGGCAUUAUUAAACUGCUUCUUGAGAGAGGCGUGACAAUCGAGACACAGAAGAACUUCGGCCUCACACCGCUAUCAUGGGCCGUAAACAACGGGCAUGAGGGUGUUGUCAGGCUGCUUUUUGAGAAAGGAGCAACGACCGGGACACAGAAAGUUUUAGACCGAACACCGCUAUCGUUGGCCGCAAAGAACAAAUAUAGGGUUAUUUCCAAGCUGCUUAACGCACUGACAUCACAUGAGUAG
Molecule: messenger RNA, 366 nt
Organism: Penicillium pulvis
Lineage: Eukaryota; Fungi; Ascomycota; Eurotiomycetes; Eurotiales; Aspergillaceae
Product: ankyrin repeat domain-containing protein
Exons: 1
Coding region: 1-366 (121 amino acids)
Molecular function (GO): protein binding
Source: RefSeq, a predicted model, not a curated record